This is a messenger RNA of Aspergillus aculeatinus CBS 121060, 459 nucleotides long. RefSeq lists its product as uncharacterized. The record is from RefSeq and is a predicted model, not a curated record. The transcript is spliced from 2 exons. Bases 1 to 459 code for a protein of 152 amino acids. NCBI's taxonomy places the organism in Eukaryota, Fungi, Ascomycota, Eurotiomycetes, Eurotiales, Aspergillaceae.
AUGGCAUUGCAGCAUACAGCCAUUCACACCCACCAAAUAAACCCGGAAGCCGAGACCGCCCUGCAUCAUUUACAGGGGGUAAUCGAGACCGCCCCGGUGGCCAAAGUCGAAAAGAAUAAGAACAUUAUGUUCGCGAACCACUUCAUGGACCAACACGCGGCGCCUUUAUUAAAGCACUUAGAGCUAGAGGAGAAAAUGCAACUCAGCUACAUGGCGUGGAAGAUCCUGGCGCGGAACACGAUCAAGAAUUCCACGGGCCCGCUAUACAUCGUUCCCAUCGGGGUGGUCGCGGGCACCGAGCCCCGGCUGGUGCCGCGGGAUGCGGAGAUGAAGCUCGCCAAGGACCCCGGGCAGGUGGUCAGGUUGGUGCCGGGCUCGUAUGUGUGUUUCGAUGGCGCGGUAGAUCUGUUUCCGGGGCUCACCUGUUUGGUUAUCACGAAGAUCAAGAAGCGAGGUUGA